GUGCGUGUUGCUUGUCUUCCUGUGAGCCAAAUAUCUGCUGUAACAUUUUGGUACAUUGGCCGGGAAACCGACAGCCGCGCUGGCCCCUUGUGCCACCGUUGUCGAGAACUGACUGAAGCUCCUCUAUCUCCGGCCCCCGCGACGGGAACGAUGGCGCGCCACCAGUGAUGUCACUGCACUCUGACCCUCGUCGGGCCCGGUAGUAGCAGGCCGUUGCCGCGUUCAAGCAGACGCCGGGGGAGGAUUCAGAAAAUUUUGCCAGGGCCAGACGUCUGAUGGGGUGCUUUGCUGACUCUCAUUAUCUGGCUGUGACCUUUCUCCCCAUCCUGCCACAUCACAGAGGCCAGCAUCAACUGGUUGGUUUUGAGAUAAACUAAUGAACCAGUGCAGCACCUCAAAUACAGAGCCUACUGAUAAAAAGAUGGACAAGCCAAAUGAUUCUGAUCAUUAUGAAUCAUGUCAAUAAUAAGAGACCUGGGGUUUCCAAGAGUCCACCUGGAUCAGCUCAUUUCCCAGAGUUCUCGUCCUCAGAGAGAAAUGAAAAAAGGAUCAGCAGAGAUCCCCAAGAUGCUUGCUGCAUUCCAGCCUCAGACCCUCACUUUGACUUAGGGACGCGGAGUGACCUCUCAGGUGAAAAGAUGCUGGGUCUGCGCCAAGAAUGCUGGCCAGUCAGAGAAGCCGAAAAACAAGUUACGCGUGGGGUCUGUGGUGGAGCCGCGGUAGCGACGGGACUAUCUUCACAGCGACUGCCUACUUGCUGGUCUCUGCGCGGGCGUCUAGUGAACAACCGAAUUUCGGGUGUAAGAAUCACAAAUGAGGAAAGACGGAUCGUCCUUACCAACAAACAAAACCUGGAAAACAUCUUUUUAAGAAAUAAACUCGUGACCUUGUCUUUUCAGAACUUUCCUGAAAUACGUCACGGACUGUGGUAGGGAAAGGAUAUGUAACUUAAACGCCCCUCCUCCCCUCAUCCUCAUAGAACAGCCCCCACCAGUUCGCGAAAUGCGCGGAGUCCUGGACUCCAUACAGCGGCCGGCCACCAGAAAAUGUGAAAGGGAGGCUGCAGCGUUAGGGCAACCCCCACGGGUCCUGCCGCCCGCCCUGCUUUAGCUGGGGGGGACACACAUGGCCCGAGUUGGGGCGAGACCUUGAACCCCACCCCUUCCUCCCAGCACCCGCAUCUGGAGAGAAAUGAGAGUGCCCCGUAGAUUUGGGGGAAGUGGUGAAAUCAUUUGUGGCUCUUCUGGGGGUGUGGUGGGCCUGCGUAAGGCCAAAGAAGUGAUGCCUGACGACACCCCCAGGGGGAGAAGACCCUUCCGUGUUACCUGCAGAACCUCAGAAUGUCAGACCUCUGCCUGAGCUCCCCUCCGUUAUAUCUACAUCCCUUUUUAAUUUGGGGCAAGCCAGGCUUCCCUAAGUUAUUUAAAGUAUCUCUAGGAAUUUGCUUCAACGGUUGGGAACCACAGACGUGCUACAGUCCCAUACAGUAGUGGGCCGAGCCCCACACAGUAGUGAAUGUUCUUCUUUGUCAAUCUUCAGAGUUAAUAUUUUUGAAAUAGCGGAAGGCCCAGAGAAAUAAUUGAAUUACCUAGGAUGCCACAAAGAUUAAGUGAUGGUGGCCCAAGAAUUCCUCUUCAGCAAGUCUUAAAAGUAUGAAAGGGCUUUGAAAUCAUUAUAUAAAAAAUAAAAACGCCUGUUUAUUUUAUUGUAUAGCUAGUGCUUUGUGCCUGAGCAUUUCUCACUACAACCUGGGAUUAUUGCCCCACUAUUACACUUGAAGAGAUGGAGACCCAGAGAGGUAGUGUCACUUGUUCAUUAAAAUCAGAAAUUGGACUGGACCCUGGGAAGGUGGAUCAUUUUAUUUUUAAACUUUACCUAAUAUCUUUAAUGGAUCCAGGAUGUCCAGCAAACUAAAGCAGGAA
Messenger RNA from Odocoileus virginianus texanus, 1922 nucleotides. NCBI's taxonomy places the organism in Eukaryota, Metazoa, Chordata, Mammalia, Artiodactyla, Cervidae. The record is from RefSeq and is a predicted model, not a curated record.